AUGGGGGGCAAGAAAGCCGCGGGCGAGAACAGCAAGAAGGCCGCGGGCAACGCACGCAAGGCUGACGCGGCCGCGGCAAAACAGGCCGCCCAAGACGCCAAAGCCGCCGCGGCCGACGACGAGAAGUGGUCCAAGGGGUCCAAGGACACCAAGAAGAAGGAAGAAGCCGAGCGCAAGGCCGCCGAGGCCAAGGCGAAGAAAGCCGAGCGAGAAGCCCUGCUGGCAGAAGAAGAAAAGUCACAGCGCGCGACGGCCAAGGGUGCCAACAAGAAGACGGCCGAGAAGAAGACGAGAGGCACCCUCGACCUCGGACAACUGGACGGCGAGCCGAGCGGCGGUGGCAAGUCGACUGCGCUCAACGCGUCCGGCAUCGAUAACGCUCUGGACGCGCUCAGUCUCACGGGCUCCGCGAACGAGCACAAACUGGACAGACACCCUGAACGACGGUUCGCAGCUGCGUACAAGGCCUACGAGGAGCGGCGACUGCCGGAGGUUGCGAUCGAGCACCCUGGACUACGAAAGCAGCAGCGCAUCGAAAUUGUCAGAAAAGAGUUCGAAAGGAGCGAGGAGAACCCCUUCAACCAGGCCGGCAAUGUGAGGUACGAUGCUAGCAAGGACCAGCUAGCCGAGGCGAAACGGCAGAUUCGCCAGGGCGUCGAGAAGAGGCUGGCCGAGAAAUAA
Messenger RNA from Exophiala spinifera, 681 nucleotides. RefSeq lists its product as uncharacterized. Bases 1 to 681 code for a protein of 226 amino acids. Gene Ontology annotation, cellular component: nucleus. Gene Ontology annotation, molecular function: transcription coactivator activity. Lineage: Eukaryota; Fungi; Ascomycota; Eurotiomycetes; Chaetothyriales; Herpotrichiellaceae. The transcript has a single exon. Gene Ontology annotation, biological process: transcription by RNA polymerase II. The record is from RefSeq and is a predicted model, not a curated record.